Messenger RNA from Miscanthus lutarioriparius, 420 nucleotides. Lineage: Eukaryota; Viridiplantae; Streptophyta; Magnoliopsida; Poales; Poaceae. The record is from the annotation of a GenBank genome assembly.
AUGCCGUCCUCGAGCUCCGCCCCGACGCAGAUCCGGUGCCAAGACAAGCUCCCCGGUGGGCCGUGCUACAAGCAGAACGACCUGGAGGCGCUAGCGUCCUACGCCUACAACGACUACUACCAGAAAAACUUUGCUACCGGCGCCACCUGCUACUUCAACGGCACGGCCGCGACCACCACCGCUGAUCCCAGCUCGGGCUCCAUGGCAGGAGGCAGCACGCCGGCCGCGAGCGCCCCCAGCGGCCUCUCCCCGCCGUCAACGUUCACGCCGGGCAUCGGGAGCCCCUCCAACACCCUGAUCCCUCUGGACGGCACCGAGAGCCCGGUGGGCGAUCUGCGCCCUGCUGCUGGCGUUGCCGCUCUUCUUCCUCUGACCAUCAGCGGCGGCGAUGAGAGGCUGUGCUUGCUAGUAGAGCGCUAG